Messenger RNA from Humulus lupulus (European hop), 1873 nucleotides. RefSeq names its product SWR1 complex subunit 2. Gene Ontology annotation, biological process: regulation of DNA-templated transcription; chromatin remodeling. The record is from RefSeq and is a predicted model, not a curated record. Gene Ontology annotation, molecular function: ATP-dependent H2AZ histone chaperone activity. Lineage: Eukaryota; Viridiplantae; Streptophyta; Magnoliopsida; Rosales; Cannabaceae. The coding region runs from base 397 to 1488 and encodes 363 amino acids. Gene Ontology annotation, cellular component: nucleus. The transcript is spliced from 14 exons.
UACAAUUAAGUGGCAAAAAAAAAAAAAAAAAAAAGAAGCCAUAUAUCUCUCGAGAAAGAAAGAAGAAACUCUCCAAAAAAAAAAAAUCCCUACGUUUUUGUUCUUCCGCCAUGUUCAGCAGUCCAUCUCAUCUCUAGCUUUUCAUCCUCUGUUUUCCAGUAUUAACUGAAAACACUUUCCAUUGCCACAGAACGAAGCAAAAGGGCUCUCUUUUCUCUACCAGGGUACACGGGGACUUUAAUUUAAGAUAUGGCUAUUGAAAAAAUUGAAGCUACAUAUAUUUGAAUUCAGCUCUCCUGAGGUAAUUGUUUUUCUGCCAGAAAUAAUCGGGUUCUGCAUUCCUAUAUUUCUUGGGAAAGGCACCAAUUUCUCUGUUUUUCAUACUAUUGGUCAACCAUGGAUGUUUCCAAGGAAGAUACUCCUGUUUUACUCGACCGUACCACUCGGCUUACCAGGGGGAAGAGAAUGACCAAGUUGUUAGAUGAUGAAGUUGAAGUUGAUGAGUUGUUUUGGAACCAGGAUGCUCUUAAAGAGGAAGAGGAUGAUGUUAACUAUGCAGAAGAGGCAGAGGUUGCUGAUGAAUUCGAUAGUGACUUUGAUGAAGAUGAGCCAGAGCCAGAAGAAGCAGACAACAAUGAAGUUGAUGAAAGGGUGCGGCCGAAGAAGCGGUUGAUGUUUCCAGGGAAGACAUUGGUGAAAAGAAAGCAAAAGAAGAAGAAAGUGCUCUCUGAUUUGGAAGAUGAUCACAAGGAUGAGGAUGAGAUGGAGAUGGAGAAAGCAAAUGAACAGCCCACUGAACAGCCCCAGGAUGCUCCUGAGGAUGUUGAAGGAGAAAGAAUUGUGAGGAAAUCUACAAGAACUGCAGUUAUUAAUAGACAAGCUGAGAGAGAUGCCAUACGAGCAGCCUUGCAAGCUACCAUGAGGCCAAUAAAGAGAAAAAAGGAAGGUGAGGAGAAGAGGAUGACUCAAGAAGAAAUGCUUUUGGAGGCAGCCCAAACAGAAAUCAUGAACUUGAGGAAUUUGGAGAAAGUUUUAGCAAGAGAGGAAGAAGUUAAGAAAAGAGCAAUUAUACAUAAAGCUGUCUACAGUGGUCCACAAAUAAGAUACUAUUCAAAAGAUGGUUGUUCUUACCUGGAAUUUAGUAAAGGUUUGUCAUUUCAGUCGCAGAUACCAACAACACCUGUUCCAUAUCCUGAGAAAGCUGUCUGUGCGGUUACUGGUUUACCUGCCAAGUACCGUGAUCCAAAGACAGGGUUGCCUUAUGCCACAAAAGAAGCAUUUAAAAUUUUACGUGAACAUUUCCUAUAUGAAACUCGUGGUGUCCAUAAGGAAAUGGACAUGGGAAAUUUGUUUGAUUCACUUACUGGGAAUGGGUUUUCAGCAAAGCAGAAGCGAUCAGUUAUGUCACAUAAAAGAGAAGUGUCAUAUUCCCGACAUUUUGCACGUUUCCGCCAAAUUCCAGCACUAGAAGAGGAAAUGUCAGAUUAGCAGGAAUGAGAUCUUUUGACAAAGUAAAAGAGGUUGAGAUUGCCAUCAUCAGAGGAACAGUUCACAAAGCUCUAACAUAAGUUUCGAUUUAGUCAAGUCAGAAAAUGGUUAGUUUUUUAAUGUUUGUUUUCUCUUUCUCCCCUAGAGUAUUAAAAUGUACAAAUUUCAUUGCUAUGGCAUCCGAUGGUGACCUUAAGAUCUUUCAAUGGGGAUACUAAUUGGCUGAUCUAGAAGCUGUACUAUAUUACACUAGAAACGCACAUGAAAGUAGGUAGCAGUGUAUAUAUAAAGUAAUCUUUCUCCAACAUAUUUACAUUUUUUGGAAGCCUUUUUUAUUUGUUAGAGCUUGGGUUUUUGGUAAUGAAAGUUUUGCUAUUUAUUUUAA